Molecule: messenger RNA, 5016 nt
Organism: Mya arenaria
Lineage: Eukaryota; Metazoa; Mollusca; Bivalvia; Myida; Myidae
Product: intermembrane lipid transfer protein VPS13D-like
Exons: 17
Coding region: 1-5016 (1671 amino acids)
Source: RefSeq, a predicted model, not a curated record
AUGUCAACCCCACCAAAUGAGUUAGAGGAGGACAAAGCACAGACUGCCACUAAUCUAGACACACUGUCCCAGCUUGAACUGACUGAAGAACAGUUCUACAGCAAACUGUAUGAGAAGUACACAAUAGAAUUACGAGAUCUUCAAGUAAUGUCAGGACGAAUGAAGGACAACUGGCGCCACAUCCACAAUCGAACAACCACACCAUUACAUCUUCUUGAUAGACUCUCUAUUUCCCUACAGCUAGAAAGGAGGCUAAUCUACACCACUGACCCGCAAUAUCCAACAGUUAUAGCCUCAGGAGAAAUGCCAGCUCUCACCCUGCAUGUCAAUGAACAUAAGGUGCAGAUAAUCAACUCUUGCAUCGCUUCUCUGUCAAAAGUACCCCACACUCCCCCACUCCCAAGCAGCAUGAGCCUCUCCAUGGACAGUCAGGCUUCUCUCUCUGCUUCUUCAAGUGGACUCUCCCUCUCAGAAAUAGGGGAAAUGGCAAGGGACGAGUCUAUUGAUGCGGAUGAGGGAGGAGAGGAUGCCUCAGAAAAAAUUAAGGAACUUUUAGAGGAAUCUAAGCUUUUACUUGUACAGUUUAACAUUAACAGAGUGUCACUGGAAAUUCAUAGCAGAGAUCGCCCAAUAGCAGAGCUCCAAGUAUGCAAUGUUAUGUCCAGCCUGACCAAGCGUCUCUACGACACCUCUGUAUCACUUACUGUACACAGUCUGUUGGUGGUCGAUGCCUUACAGACGUAUGGAAAAGAUUUUGAGCUGCUUAUGACUUCACACAGAAAUGUCUCGCUGGACAGCACCAGUGGGAGUAUCCGGGACUCAACCCCCACCUCUCCUAUGACCUUGUCACCCCCUGGUUCCCCCAUGGAUCAUCUUCCAGGGCCUCAGGAGCAUCCCAGUGGGGACCUUGCAGCCAUGCAUGAUGUAGUUUCCAGGGCAUUCCAGGCUCUUAUUAGCAGUGAACACGUUUCAUGGCCUCAGAUGUCACCACACCAGUCCAUGAGCCUUUUAGCCACGGAGGAUGUGAUUUCCAGAGCUUUCCAGGCUCUUUUUAGCAGAGAUGAUUGUGAGGAAGUGAAGAAAUCUGAAGAUCGAAGUCACAUGAUGUCUCCCGUACUGGACAGUGAGGCCCUUAUAACAGUGGAAUAUGAAAUGUAUGCGGCCAAAUCCCCGAGUAACAAGAAUGGGAAUGGACCGUUGCACGUGGCUAACUUUACCUUUAACAAUCUAGAUAUUAUUGCAAACCAGGAGACAGUGGUGGAAAUUGUGAGCUUCCUGAAGAUAAUUUCUCCACGGUCUAGUAAGCCAGACAGAUCAGUUCCGACAGUACCUAAAUAUGCCCCAAAUACAAACCUACUGUCAGAAACAGUAUUUGGACAGCGUGUUCAGAAACAGAACAAAGCCACAUCGCAAACUGAAGUGACAGCAGAUUUCAACCGCCUGUCCAUCCUGUUGAUGCGACUUGAAGAGGGUCCAGAGCGGGUUUCGGCAAGGAAAGUGGCCACGGCAACCAUGUCUGCAGCAAGACUCCAGGCCACCAUAGACACUAGAGUGACCAUAUCAGGAUCACUAGGUGGAUUUCACGUAUUUGACAUCACACCAGAGGCAAAACGCCACCAGAGAGUGUUCAGCGUUGGACAAGACAUGUCCCAGAGUCACAUUCCACACCAUGUAUAUUUGGCAUCAACUUUGUAUCAAACCGCUAAUGAAUCGGUGCUUGAUGAGCUUAGAGAUAGUUCGUCCAAGGCAUUUUCUUUUGAAUUCAGUAAACCGCUGAAAAAUAAAUCUUCCCGAAUUUGUUCCCUAAAUUUUAAUAGAACAAGCGAUGAUCUCAAAGGAGAUAACUGUAUUUCGGUGAAUUUAAGAGUUGCUUCCCUUUGUUAUACUCAUUCACCGAAAUGUUUACAAGAGUUAUCCCUCUGCGUGUCAGCCUUUAAGGAGUACAAAGCCUCUGUAGCAAAAUCGUUGAGAAGUGUUGCAAGUGAGGUCGCAAAAGGGAUUAUUGCGAAAAGGUCGGAAAUGAGUCAUCCAGGGAUUUAUGGAAGCGGAACAAGUUUGGAUACUUUCGCAAAACUAAGGUCUAACCUUUCUCUGGAUAAAACUGAAAUGGAAUAUCUUGAAAAUGCUACCAAACUUGAAGACACUGAGGUUCAGAAGAAUAAGAUCAUCAUUGAUGCCUCGUUUGACUCACCCAUUAUUGUUAUUCCAAAAAGUGCCUCAAGUUCUCGAGUAUUUGUGGCCCAUCUUGGUCAAAUAUCUCUGAGCAAUAAAGACCACAAGGCUCAAAUUCAGUUUGAAGAUGAAAAACCCGUCGAAGACCUGAUUUAUAAAGAAGAGGAAAAUCCUAACAGGAUUUUUGUUGAGAUUAGAAAGAUGAACUUGUAUUCUGUGGAUAUUGAUCAAAAGAAUGAAGAAAAGGGAAAUGGUGCAAUGGGAUUUGAUGGACCUUCAGCAUUCCGGCCUGUGCAUGUUGAUGCAGAUAACGACACUCCAAUAAUGUACGAAACAACUGUACAUGUGACGAUUGAUCAUGUGUCGGGAGACGCACUCUCUGGUGCUUCUAAUGUAGACAACUUUGGUGAUGAAAGUUUCUUUCCUAAGGACGUUGAAAGUUCAUUUUCCCAGCAGGAUACUCAACAACCGGUUAUGGACAUCAGGGCAAAGAUUCAGACACCAUUGAAAUUGGUUCUUCUGAAAAGCGUUUAUGAACAAAUUCUCCAAACGUCAGACUAUUUGUCAAGUAAAAACGAGGCUUACCCAGACACACCAGAUUCUGUUAAAGAUGCAUUUGAUAACAAGGGCGAUAUCGUUGAUGGUAUUACUGAUAAUACAGGUGGCUUAGAGUCUAGUAAGGUUUCAGCAAACAGUGUCAGUCAAGGGAAACUGCCAUUCAUUACAAAGAAAGUGAGAUUUGAGGUGCCUCUGUUCAAUGUUGAAAUUAGAGCCAAUUUGAGUGAUGGUGAACAGGGCGUGGUCGAUAUAAGAUUGAAUCGACUUCUUCUCGACCUCACAAAAGAUAAUCCAGCCACAACAAAUGCGGAGCUAUCACUUAAAUCUAUUGUUAUGGAGGAUUUAUUAGAGGAUAAAGAUUCACCCCAUAGAAUAAUAGUUAUGUCCAAGGGCCCUCAGAGGGAGGACCCACUACAUAUGAAGCCGCAUGAGUUUUUGUCACACUCCUGUCCAGAUAAUGCGAUAAUCACCCCUGAGCCAGUGAUGCCUGGCUCGUUACCAAGCAGUUUCCAUAGUCACCUGACACAAAUGAACAAGCCAAUUAUGUCAAGGCCUUUAGCGGGAGCGUUUGUUUCACAAAGAUUUAACGUGGAUUUAGAAAACAGGAAAAACUCAACGACCCCACCUCCAUUAGUGCAUAUGUCACGAUGGGCAAGUGAUGAUUCUUUGGUAGAUGAACAUCUGGUUCACAUUUCUCUAGUUCUGGUGGAUGUAGCUUCUCCAGAGUUUAAGGAAAAAUACAACGAAAUAAAAAGGUUUGUUGAUGUGGACUUCAGUUGCCUUGAGGUGAAAAUAAACAUGCAGACAUGGGUGGUUUUACUAGACUUUCUGGGUCUUGGUGCAAAGGUAGCGGACAUCGAUAUAUUAUCUGGUAGAGAGCCGGAGGUCCAAUCCAAACCUAAUGAUCCAGACGAGUAUGUUCAAGCUGUGGUGAACUCUGAGAUUAAGGUAGAAAUGGAGCGAUUGUCCAUAAUUCUCAAUAAAGAAGAGUACAGAUUUGCUGAAGCGAGUGUGUCCAAACUGAAUGCCAAUGUUGUGAUGAGAGAUGGAAAUAUGGAUGUUAAAGGUCAGCUUGGUAAAGUCAGUUUGUUGGACCUCUCUCCAAGUGGCGCCCUCUAUAGGGAACGUUUCAUGACAGUCGGAGAACAGGCCUUGGAGUUUGACUUCUUCAAGUAUGGUAUGCCUGAUCCUUGGUGCAAGCGGGAUUACGACAUGAAGCUGAAGAUGGAGAUGUCGUCCGUGCGCUACACUCACACACAGAGAUUCGCAAUGGAGAUGCUUGGAUUCGUACAACACUUUCUUCAGGCGCAAGAUAUCCUUGGUAGGACGAGAGCGGCAUUUGCAGGGGAAAAGAUCAAUGAAGCGGCAUUCCACCAAGCUCGACUGUUACUAGAUAUAGUGGCUGGCUCUCCCAUAAUUCUGAUCCCCCACAGUUCCAAAAGCACCGAUGUCUUAAUUGCUGAUCUAGGUCGACUCUCCGUACGCAACUGUUUCAAACUUGAUGGGAAUGAUGGAACAUUUACUGCCGAUCAGCAAACAUGCACCCAAAAACCCGGAUCAGCAGAACCUGUGUCAGCUGGAGGCUUGUUGCUAAGGCAACCAUUGUCAAGGUCAUUGUCAAGGAUAACACAAAGGAAAAUGAGUUCAACAAGUGUCGGAUCAGAAGCAAAAAGUGUAGACCCCAUGCAGCAGAGUAUAUAUAGAAGUUUGGAUAAUGAUAUGACGUCUGAAAAUUCUGAUGAAUCAAUGGACAUAUCUGAGAUUGGCUUAAGUGUUGACCCCCAAUCACCUGCACCUUCAGUCAUAGGGUCACAGAUAUCUUUGGACCCUUCUAGUUCAAGGUCAAGGACAUCUGUAAGUGCAAGGUCAGACAGUUCUGGCCUGAAUUUGAUGUCUGUGCCUGAUAACUCCUCACCUGCCCCGGAUACAAUGAAAUCAGGGCUGAAUGUUUUCCUUUCUGAGGCGUUCAAUACAAAACUGUUCUCUACAAAUCCCGACACAAAUGUGUUUAUAGUCGAACCUUCUUCAUUAAGUGAUACAACUAUUAAAGAUAACUCCAAUAUGACUGCUAGUAACAUGACCUCCCAGGAUGAAGAUGUAACCAUGGAUACUGAUGCUGGUCCUUGUCUGUUGGAUGUUAUGGAUGUACGGCUGUCUGCAAUGGAUUUAUUUUCAGCAGAGAGGGUAGACAAAUCCCGUUACUCUGGGACAAAUCUUCGACAAGACCUGGAAUUUCCGUCAUGCGUUAUUCAAAGAAAGGUAAAAGGCCUGCUUGUAUUUAAUUAA